Molecule: messenger RNA, 384 nt
Organism: Thamnophis sirtalis
Lineage: Eukaryota; Metazoa; Chordata; Lepidosauria; Squamata; Natricidae
Source: RefSeq, a predicted model, not a curated record
AUGAAAGGCCUCUGCCUGGGGUUAGCUGUGUUGACCUGCCUCCUGGUGAAAGUCUAUGGCAAGAUCUUCAAUCGUUGUGAACUGGCAUUAGUAUUGCGACGCUGGGGAAUGGACGGGCACGAGGGCUACACUUUGGAUGACUGGGUCUGCUUGGCAUAUUUUGCGAGUGGUUUCAACACAGCUAAGGUGACCCAGAACAUUGAUGGCACUUCUGAAUAUGGCAUUUUCCAGAUGAACAGUCGUUCCUGGUGUGCUGACCACCGCAGCUCUUCAAGGAACCUCUGCAGCUUAGCUUGCCGUGAUUUGGUGACCGAUGAAAUCAUCGAUGAUAUACUGUGUGUCAAGAGAGCUGUAGCAGGUCCAGAUGGUAUGGAAGCUUGGUAA